AUGGGGGGUCCCACUCCAUCCGUCAUUUCUCCUUUCCAACUUCGCUUUCCGAUUUCCUCUGCCUCCCUGUCAGCUCUCCGCGCUCCUCCCCAAACCUUCCGUGAUACCGACCGUGGUGUUAGCAUGGCGACCAGUAGGAUUGCACUACCUGCGACUGAAUUCCCCCUCCACGUGCCAGUGGGCAUCGGUGGGUACGGGGUGACGCUUGAGAUGAAGGACUACGAAGUCCUUCGCGACGAGAAGGCCGAGUUCACAGAACCUUGCUUCGACCUCGGCCUCGCGUACGAGCUCGAUCGUCUGGGAAAAGGCGACAGGAUGAUCCUGAUCCGCGGGGCGAGUCUUCGCGCUGCCAGGACGGCGUCGAAGGCGGACUAUCUGAUUUUCGGGUCGGCCUUCGGCUUCGAAGCCCUCGCCAUCCCCCUGUGCACCGGUGGCGGACCUCUUCCCGGCAGGCACUGCAGCGUCCUGCUUGUUGUGCGCCCUGGCGACCUGCUUUUGCCCGACGAGGAGGAGAUCGGGACGCUCUACCGCCACCUCGACCCCAAAACCUCCUCCAAGCGGCACGAGGAGGAGGCAGCCAACGUUUUGAGGUUUUUCGGCGAAUGCGUGAAGGCGGAGUUGAACCGUGGGGGAAGGCAGUGGACGGCUGCGCCUCCUUCUGCCAAAGUCCUCUCCGAACGUCUGGAGAGUCUUGCCGCCCCCAUCCGUGAUGUGAGUUUCCAACGUCCAUGUUGCCUUGUCGCCUGGGCUAUCGUCGUCCAGGCGUCGACUCACCCUUUUCGUCGGCGCCAUGUGCUUCGGAUGUUGAUGCAGAAAUUGCCCGACAUCCUCAAGGAGGAGGUCGCCGGCACGGGGCUGUUGGCGGUCAACGCGUUCGCGUGGUCGUUGGAGCAUCUGGACGACGUGCAUCGCAGCUACGAUCCGCUCAUCGUCGAGAACCCGAAGAUGGUCGGCUUGAAGGCGCUCCGACUGGAGCUGCUGCACCACGCGGAGAAGGCCGCGUCGAACAAAGGGGAGGCGGCGUCGACCGUGGGCCGUGGCGUCGGAACCGGCAUCGCUCUGGGUGGGGAGGAGGAGCACGAGAGGGAGGACGUCGAGGGGGGCGGGGAGCACGACGGUGGCUCGGAAGAAGAGGAGGACGUGGAGCGUGAGGAGGACGACGUGGCUGUCACCGGCGAAAAGGAGGCAGUACAGUUCGCCGGUGAGAAGGUUGCGGAUAAAAGCGGCGGCAGCGGACCCAAGUUGGGCAAGAAGGCCCGGGGCAGCAGUGGCUCGACCCCGACUAGGAUGGCGUCAAAGGCGGCUAUCGAGCGUCUGAAGGCGGCGGAGAGGGAGAUCAAGAAGCUGAGGGAGGAGAAGCUGGUGGCGGAAAAGAGGUUGGAGUUCCAGACGGCCCGGAACGACACGAUGUACGGCGUGGUCACCUCGGCCGUGAACAAGCUCACUACAGUCGCCGAGGGCGUGACCCAUCUCGAGCAGACGUCGGGGAGGAGCAUCCAAACGGCGGUGGACGCUAUGAGGGCGGUCGUGCAGGAGGCGGUGAGCUAUCGCGGCUCCACCCUAGAAUUCAUGAACACACAAUGGCUGCCCACCGUGCAGGCCCUGCACUUGACGGCUACUGCUGCACAGGGUAGGCGACGGGAGGACGACCUCCUGCUGCUUCGAGGUGUGGCAGAUGCUCUUGGCCAGAAGAUCAAAACAGUCGUGUCUGCCGAGGUGAAGGCCGCCAUGGAGGGCGAGGCGCAGCGGAUCGCCGCUGCCGUGACUGCGAAGGUCGUCCAAGAGCUUAGGGACGACCUGGUGAAGGUGGUCACCUCCGUGACCCAACGGGGCAUUGGCACCGCCGGGUUUAGCCUCCUCCCAACUGCUCUCGCGUCGGUGAUGCACGGCGGUCGCGCAACCGCCGAGGAGAGUGGGCCGGCCCCAAGGCAGUCGGGGAAAAGGGUCGCCGACGAAAAAUCCCUGACCGGCGACCAGACCAGCGGCUCUAAGCGAAGCAGAGGACCUGCGGUGAAACGCGGUGUGGGCGUGGAUCCUCCUGCCCCUCCGUAUGUUCGUAUCCCCGGCGUCCACGACUUGCUGAAAGAUGGACUUGGCGCGCGACCGAGCGCGGUCGACCAAGGAGCAGAGGCAGCGAACGUCGCGGCGGCGACUGCAGGUCCGAGUGGCUCAACGAUGGAGGCGGCUGUGUGGAGAGCGGCGGAAGAGGCCGGCGGGGUGGACGAAGAGAUCCUCGCCAGCAUCGUGAUGCCGGACCCGGAAAUUGAGGUCAUGCGGGAAAAACUACAAGCAGCAGCUCCCACCGUGGGAGCGCAACAGGGUGCACCAGCCGCCUCGACUGCUCCUGCGGAGGACCAUAGCGCGGCUGGCGCCAAAUCCCCCCCGGCCACAACCGGUGAGGUCGGCGAUGGGAAGCAGAAGCGCAAGGGCAAGGACAAGGCGAAGGGCGGCCCGGCGAAGGUCGGCUCUUCCAAGGGGACGUCCAAAGCGGCCGCGCAGGGUCGGAAGGGUUCAGGCGUCCGCGUUGACCCUUCAAAUGGGCUGGCCGUCUCGGAGAUGAAGUUUGGGAAGAAGAGCCGUUACAUCUGCCGGUCGAUGGACAAGUCCGAGGCCGCCUACUGCAUCGCUGUCGCCGUUUCGUCGUUCGACGGCUUCGUCAGCGACGUGGUUCUCGAGGAGUUCGGUGGGGUCAAGGAGGAAGUGAUGGCGCAGUAUAAGGCGGACUGGAAUGUGGCGCGAUUGAUUCCGGGGGGCAUGUGGAUGGUCAUGUGGAGCCGAGGGGCGAACGUCUUCCGCGACAGGUUCCAACAGGUGGUCGCGGAAUACAACAGGAUAACCGGAGCCGACCGCGCAGCUCUCAUGUUGGCUCUUCGCCCGGCGGUGUGGUUCGGCGACCUUCCGGAGUCGAACGAGCCCGAGAAGGCCGCGAAGAAGAAGGUGGCGAGCGACAUGAUCGCACGCGUUUCGAUGUGUGCCGCCUUCGCACCGGUGGCCGCAAAAGUGACGCCCAUUCCGGGCGUCGGGUCGGAGCGGUUGUCCGAGAUCCUCGCCGGUACUGCGGCCGCGGUGUGGUGUUUUUCGGAGACCAAUGCCACGGCGGAAGUAGCGGCCGGCGAAGGGGGGGCGGCAGCGACCAUGCGCGGAGCGUCCAACGAGUUCGCGAGUCGGUGUCGGACCGUCAUCGAGGCGGUGCUUCAGCGGGCGGCCUCCCGGGUGGUCGUCGUAGGGGAGGUCGCCGAAACGGUGACGAAGGACCUGCAGGCGGCUGUGGUGAGGUCGCUGCCUGAGGUCGGAGAGGAGCGCGAGCACGACGAGCUGAUCGCCCGUGUCAUGAUAGAGAACCUCGCCUUCUGGGGGGACUGCAAUGUCGGAGGCCCGAAGCUCAAGGCUCGCGGCGUCGAUUUGCCUAUCGACCCCCAGAUGAAGAUUAUCAUUCGGGACAGGGGGACGAGGGGGCAGCAGCACAAAGGGAAGCAGGUCGCCGACACCUAG
Molecule: messenger RNA, 3492 nt
Organism: Closterium sp. NIES-65
Lineage: Eukaryota; Viridiplantae; Streptophyta; Zygnematophyceae; Desmidiales; Closteriaceae
Source: the annotation of a GenBank genome assembly